GUCUUGCGUUGGGACUGCCCAAAGUGGGCUACCAGGAAAGCGGGGCUUCUCUGUCAGGCAGCCCUGCUCCGCAGAUACGGGGUGGGUUAGACCCCAGGGCAGGGCCUUGAGCCUCUCAGGGGGACCGAAACCCCUGCUGGAGCAGUCAGCAGCAGCCGCUGGCUCAUCAGUCCGCCCGUCACCAGGAGCCUGACUGAAUUUAGCCUGCCACCAAAUUCUGCCAAAGAAAUACACCAUCCCAAGUGUGCUGAGGACAAAGGAUUUCCUGGAGCCCUUGGAACAGGAGCCAAAGUUAUUCAUCAUCUCAUCCCUUCUGAACCACACAGCUCUGAUGUGAGAGCCAGCUGCGGCAAAGGUCCUAGCACCUCCUCUUCCUGAGGACUGCCGGCUGCUACAGAUGGCAGUACCACUGCUGCAGCUGGCACCUGCCAGGCUGCUCUAUUCCUCUUGUUCCUUGGAGAAGACUCUGCAGUGCAGCUGUUCUUUCCAUGGGAUCCCCACACCCUCUGUGCAGUGGUUGAUGGACAGUGUCCCUGUAGGUGUGAACAACACAGAUGGCAGACUCCAGGUGACUUCCAUCUUAAUUGCCCCCUGGGCCAACAGCACCAUCAGUUUGACAGAGCAGCCAAAAAUGAGCACAAGCCUUCUCUGUAAAGGGAAGAACCAAAAUGGAACCCAUGCUUUGAGCAUCCUACUGAUGCCAAGAAAGAGCUCUUUCCUUCCCACGAUGUUCAUGAAAGGGCUGAUCCAGGGCGUUGUCUAUGGAGCCAUUACAACUGCAGUGCUGUUCCUUUGCCUCAUCCCACUCAUAAUGAAACCUAUCAGAAUGAAGCUGGCAAAGAAAAUUACAGCCGUCAAAGUAGAAAAGAGCCCUAAAGUCAGAGCAAGCCAAGAAUCCAAGAUGUCUCUGAAGCCUAAGGAACAAGAAAAACCCACAAUCACCCCAAUUUCAGAGAACUGGAUAUUGGUGGGUAUCCAUUGUGUCUGGAAUCUUCUCUAUCAGAAUAGUGGCAAUAAGACUCACAAAGAGAAACACAGACAGUGUUUAAAGGAAUUAUCAUCCUCAAUCCUAUAGGGCAUCUAGAAUGCCAGAAUGUGCUGGCAGACCACUUAUGGAUGAUGAAGCUAAGGCCCAAAGAAGGGAAGAUGAAAAUUAAGACAAAGACUAAUUCAAAUCAGCAAUGUACACACACACACACACACACACACACACACACACCCCUUCACACUGAAUCCACACUGAGAAGGUUGAAAGAGCCCCUAAGAGUGGUUGUGGCAUCAGAGUGGAAACUAAAGGCUUUGGUCUCUGAGUGCCUGGCAGACUGGUCAACACAGUCUGUAGAUGCCACAGGCCCAAGUUAGGCUGAAGUGCUUGAAAACUAUGCCAAAGCCAAGGUACUCCUUCAUUUACUUUGGACCCCACAUCCUCAGCAGGGCUUGGAAGAGACAGGCCUCAGUAUUAUUUACAAUUUAUAAUUCUCUAGGACUAGAAAUGCCCUGCUGCCCUCCUUACACACUGUGCUAGGAUAUGGUAUUCCUUCGUGGAUAAACCAUACAUCUGUUAAAUUCUACCAAAGUGUCCUGCAGUAUCUCCUACCUUCCAUGCUGGGCAAUGCUGGGGUGUUGGAAAUGGAUGAGACUCAAGCCCUGUCCUCAGAGAGCAAUCAGGCCGGUGGGAAGGCAGCCUUAAAGUAACUGGGCUGAGAUGGAGUUAUGGUUGCCCGGAGGUCUGGGCUCCUGGUGCCGGGAAUGCACACAGAGAACCAGCAGGAGAAGACAGGGUCACAGACUCCAAUCAUGAGAUUCUGAGAAAAGGUGAAACCAAUGUCUGCUCCACAUUGCCUUAAUUCUGUACUUAAAGAGAGAGACAAGAUUCUUUCCUUUUAAGAUUUGAAUACCUCACCUCUAGACCUAUUCCAAUAUCUUCUUUCUUUGCCCCUGCUCUGUAGCAUCCCUUACCCUAACCUUCCAGAAAAAGCAAGAUAAACUGGAACUGAUAAAGCCUGUGAAAACUACAUGCCUACCUGGAGUCCCCUGUCUGUGGAAUUACUAAAGUCCACAGAAUCCUCAGCAACCCCAGAAAUCCUGGAGUCUAUUAGUCCCUGGAGUCUCCUCAGCUCACAAGCUCCCUCAAGCCCCAUCUGUCCCUCACACUGAUGCUCCAUUGAAUAGGGUUACUCUGGGACCUGGUCUUAGAACCUUUCAAAGAAAAUUCUAUGAUCUGUCAUUCGGGUUAACUAGAAGAAAUAUGCCCUGGCCUGGAAUGGUGUCAAAGGAAGGCAAAAUAAAUGUGAGACUAUAAUCCACCAAGAAGUAGCUUUUGAACCCCUACAGUAUGCUCAGAACCUGGAAUAUACAUAUAACAGCACCAGACUUUAGAACCAUCAUAUAUAGAUUGAGUACCAACUUCAGUGCUUAGUGGCUGUAUACCUUUGGAUAAGACCUUUCACCACUGCCCUGAGGCAUACGUGGGUGGGGAGUGAAUUAAAAGUGGUGUCCAGAGGUGCAGGUGGAGAAAAGACACAAAGACAGUCCCUGAAUGCCAAGAUAAAGCAUUGAAGUUUUAUCUUCUACAAUCUUAAUCCUGAUUCCCUUAGAAUAUAAAUUCCACAAGAACCGGGAUCUUGUCUGUCUUGUUUUCUGCUUAUACCACCAACACCUAGAAUGGUACCUAGAAUAUAAGACUCUCAAAAAUGUUUGUUGAUAAGGAGGGCAUGUGAUAUGAUGUGAUAAGCAUUGGGUGUUAUAUGUUGGCAAAUUGAAUUGAAACUUAAAAAAUAAAAACCGUAUUAGAAUAAUA
Molecule: messenger RNA, 2800 nt
Organism: Canis lupus familiaris (dog)
Lineage: Eukaryota; Metazoa; Chordata; Mammalia; Carnivora; Canidae
Gene: SIGLECL1
Product: SIGLEC family like 1
Exons: 6
Coding region: 398-1075 (225 amino acids)
Biological process (GO): cell adhesion
Cellular component (GO): plasma membrane
Molecular function (GO): sialic acid binding
Source: RefSeq, a predicted model, not a curated record